This is a messenger RNA of Lachancea meyersii CBS 8951, 9321 nucleotides long. NCBI's taxonomy places the organism in Eukaryota, Fungi, Ascomycota, Saccharomycetes, Saccharomycetales, Saccharomycetaceae. The record is from the annotation of a GenBank genome assembly.
AUGCUGGAAUCAUUAGCGGCAGGAUUACUGAACCGAUUUCUGGGGGCUUACGUGGAAAACUUCGAUAGCAAACAGCUCAAUGUCGGUAUUUGGAGUGGUGAUGUGAAGCUGAAAAACUUGAAACUGAAGAAGGAGUCGCUAGACGCGUUGGAUCUUCCAAUCGAUGUGCAAUUUGGGUUUCUAGGAGAUCUCACGUUACAGGUGCCAUGGUCGAGCCUAAAGAACAAGCCGGUAAAAAUUCUUAUCGAAGACGUGUAUUUACUGUGUGGGCCUCGUAACCAAUCGAUGGCUAGUGCUGCAGAAGACGAGGAGCGAGACCUGCGUCUCAAACUACAAAAAUUGGACGAAUAUGAGGCGUUGAGCAGGGCGCAACCCCAAGAUCAGGACAGUGCCGACGCCAAUGAAAGCUUCACGCAAUCUCUUGUCACCAAGAUUGUCGACAACUUGCAAGUCUCGAUAAAAAACAUUCAUGUCAGAUACGAGGAUAUGGAAAACGUAUUUGCAGAAAUUCCAUAUUCCGUGGGCAUAACACUGAGCGAGCUGUCCGUUGUUUCCACCGACGAAAAUUGGCAGCCCAGCUUUAUCUCGAUCACAAGUGCCAUUGCUCGCAAGCUCCUAACGUUGAACUCACUGGCGGUGUACUGGAACGCGGGAACCAAAAGUGUAUACCACCCCGAUCACGAUGAGCUGUUUAGACGACUAAGAAACCUGAUCAGCAAUAGAAAUACGCUUCCGAACCACCAGUUUUUAUUGAGACCCGUGACAGGUGCUGGGCGGCUUGUGCUUAACAAAUUGGGUGCUACAGACGAUUCUCCACACAUCGACAUUGGCUUGAUUUUCGAUAAGUUUGGAUUCGAUAUAAACAAUUGCCAGUACGAAGACAUUCUCAACACUCUAUCGAAGCUACACUGGUAUCAAAAAACGUUGAAGUUCAGAAAGAAAAGACCCGACUUCAGCGUGAGCGAAAAUCCCAAAGCUUGGUUCAAGUACGCCGCAGAGGCUGUGCUGCAAGAAGUACAUGAGAAGAAUUAUAAAUGGAGCUGGGAAUAUAUUAAAUGGAGAAGGGACAGAAAAAGAGAAUAUCUCGAUUUGUGGAAACAGAAACUUGCCGCUGACGCCAAGUCGCAACAGCUUUCUGUAGGUGAUCAAGAGAAACUCAAGGACCUGCAUAAAAGUCUCACUUUCAAUGACAUCAAGUCCUUUAGAGCGACAGCUCGGAAAUCAUACGCCACACAAAAAUUAGAAAACCGGAACUCUAUGACUGAAACAAAUAAAGGAGCGUCAAACAGCACGACCGGUUGGUUUUCCUCUUGGUGGAGUGGGGCAUCUACAAAAAAUGGGAAUGAAGAUGAAUUUGCUAUGACUGCGGAGCAAAAGCAAGAGCUUUAUGAUGCCAUUGAAUUCGAUGAAAAUAAAGAUGUUCCUGAGUCUUCGGACUUACCGCGAGAUAGAAUAAUCACGAAGGUUUCUUGUUCGUUGCAUCAGGGGUCAUUUUCAAUCAUAAACAAAGAUAAAGGGAUGACGCUGGGAGAGGUGAUUUUUGAAAACUCUGAAACCAUCUUCUUUCAGCGUCCAGAUUCGUUUUUUGCUUCGUUCAAACUGCAUGAGCUCAAAGUCGAAGACGGGUCUCCGAAUACUCUAUACAAACAUAUUGUCAGUGUUAAGAACCUACAAUUGGACGAAGAUGGUCACUCUCCAAAGUUGGAAGAGCCAUUUUUUCAAGUUGCUGUUGAAAAUAAUCCGCUAGACGAAUCUGCUGACAACAAGGUAGAUAUCAAACUUCGAAGUAUGACAGUCUUCUAUCAUGUUCACUUCAUCAAUGAGAUUAUCAGGCAAUUUCGCCCACCACAGCAGCAUUUGGAUACAAUUGGGGCCAUCAUGAAUGCGGCCGAAGCGACAGUGGAGAGCUGGUCCGUUCAAAGCAGAAUGGGACUGGAAUCAAUACUUGAGGAUCAUAAAACUGUCAAUCUCAGUCUAGACCUACAGGCUCCUUUGCUUAUCGUUCCACUCGAUCCUCAUAAGUGGGACUCGCCCUGUGCUGUCAUUGAUGCUGGCCAUAUAUCUAUUAUGAGUGAUCUUGUUCCUAGAGAAACUUUGAGAAAAUAUAAAAGCCUGAGCCCAGCCGAGUAUGAGAGGCUAGAUGCAAAGGAUAUCAAGAGGCUUAUGUUCGAUCGAUUCAAGCUCCGUUUAACCGAUACCCAAUUUUUAGUCGGCCCAGAUAUACGAACGACAAUAUCUGAUUUGAAAAUGAGCGAAAGAGAGAGCCCGCUGAUCAUUUUGAACAAUCUUGAGGUUGAAUUAGAUGUCGAUGUAUCGAUCCUGCCUAAAGCCUUAAAUUUACCAAAAAUUAGGGUGUAUGGGAAGCUGCCCAUGCUCAAAAUUUCUCUAAGCGAUUUCCAGUACAAAAUCAUCAUGCAGUUGAUAGACAACUGCAUGCCAGAUUUUCAUGAUCCUCUUGCUAGCGAAGAGGAAAUUGAGCUAGGGGCACCUUGGGCGGAAAGAGAUCUCUCUCCCAACAAGGAGUUAAACAUUCUCAGGCAAUCUUUGCGGACAUUGAACGAAAUGUCCAGUGCAGAACUUCGCCAGCGCCUGCUUCAUCUAAGUUUUGAUGUUGACAUUAUUCAAAUCUCAAUGUUCAAAUGCUUUGAUGCCAAAACUCUCAAGUCGGACCCGCUAGUCAAUUUGGUGGGAAAUAAUUUACACCUCACAUUUUCCAAACGAGCGCAAGAUAUGGAUCUCGGUCUAAAUCUACAAUCUUUCAAAAUUGAGGACUGCAUAAGUUCUAACAUUCCUGACGCCUUCAAACACUUGGUGUCUUCCUCUAAGGAAAGUGCUCAGGGAACUCCUUUGUUCAAGUUAAAACUCAACAGAGCUCAAAGAAUCGUAACAUACAAUGACACCUUGAUUGAAGUCUUUGAUCAGGAUAUUGACAUUACCAUGACUGAGUUGUCAUUCGUUCUAACACCAAAAUCAAUUCUGACGCUGCUCAAUUAUACCCUGACCACCUUUACGGACCCCAGUGCACCUGAAAUGCCCGUGGAUGCGUUGAAGCAUAAUUCCCCUGAUUUGGCAGACUCUCCUCAAAAGAUCAAUUUACGCAUGAAUAUGGAUAACGUUAUUGUUGUGCUCAAUGAUGAAUCUGAAAAGUUGGCCACUCUUGAGCUAAGCGCAGGCGAAGUUGAACUUUUUAUGCUACCUGAAAAGAUGAAGUUGAAGGCCAAGCUGGGUGCGAUGCAGCUAACAAACGAGAUCCAUGAGGAAUUCGAAUAUGCUUCUCCGAUGAGGAAACUGAUAAGUAUGAGUGGGAAAGAAUUAGCGGAACUAUCAUAUGAAACAUUUGACAAUCAUAAGGACGACGUUGAAUUCUCCUGUGCAAUUGGUUUUAAGACGGGUUCUAUGGAUGUCAAUUUCGUUGACGGGCCCAUAAACCGUAUCAUUAACUUUUUGGCUAAAUUCCAGAAGAUGAAAGUUUUAUUCGAUAAGGCACGAGAAGCAGCUUAUGACCGGGCACCCAGUAUCGAUACAGUCAACAACACUAAACUUGAAAUCUCAAUAAAAGCACCUGUCAUUACCUUCCCGAAACUCAUCAACCCUAAAAAAGACACUUACGAUAAUAUCACAUUUUACUUAGGUGAGCUUUCGAUUUCGAACUCUUUUCUGAGGAAAGAUGGCGUUUCAAUCAACCAAAUCAAGGCUGGUAUAAGAUCAGGAAGCCUGGCCUCAUUGUUUCAUUUAGAAGGCGGAAUAUCGCAAAAUUUGAAUCUGGUUGAUGGGCUAGACUUACGUUUUGACAUUGAUCACCACCAAGGGAACGAAGGAAACCGCUCCAAAUUGAUAGUAAAGGGUUUCUUCGAGCCGCUCCUUGCAAAGCUGACAGAGCUACAACUGCAGUAUCUCUACGUACUUUCCCAAAACUUAGCUAAUGCAUUCAUCAUUGACCAGCAUGAUGAGGACUUGGAUGAAAUUCAAGACAUCGCAUUAUUUGCAAAUACUGUCGUACCAACUGGCAGCGGGUUGGAGAGUUCAUCCGUAACAAUCCCUGACAGGAGUGCAUUUGAUGAGGAAGCAGUUGCCCAAGAAACUGAUAUCAGUCUCGAGUUUUCGGCACCGGAGCUAUCUUUGACGGUUUACAACAAUACAAAGCAGGUGGCUGAUAUCAAAAACAAAGGUGUAACGAAGAUAAGCCUCAACGAGAUUGGAUUGUCUCUGCACAUCGCAAAAGAAACAAACAUAAAUGCCGAAACACACAUUUCUUCUUUCACUGUUGAGGACAUCCGGCAGACGAAAUACAAUCAGUACAAUGAAAUCAUACCAGGAGUAUCACACGAGAAUUAUCAAUUUAUGGCCUCUUUCAAGAGAGAAAAGCGUGAAACGUCAGAAACAGACAAUGUUAGCGUUACAGUUGACAGCCCGAAGGUCGUUUUGGCAUUGGAUUACUUGUUUGCAUUGAAAGCUUUUGUUGAUGCAUCUGUGAAUGUUAAGUCGCCCGCUAAACUUCUCCCGGCGGCUCAAGGUCAGCUAGUUCCCUUGGCAAUUGAAGACAAAAAGACAGUGACUAAAAGGCACUUAUUUUACUCGAUAAACGUCGUUGAUAGCUCCAUUAUACUACUUUCCGACCCAUCAGACUUGAAUACUGAAGCUAUUGUCUUCAAAGUCGGCCAACUACUUCUUACUGACCAAAAUAUCACAACGGCCAAUGCGAAUAAUGUCGGGAUGUUUUUAUGCAGAAUGCAGUCCUUCGAUCAGAACCGCAUUCGUCUCCUGGACGACUUUUCGGCAUCUGCCGUUGUAGAUCAGAGGGAAUCGACUUCCGAAAAGUUUCUGACCAGUGUCCAAUUAUCCGUUGAGCCCCUCAUUAUGAGGCUUGCUCUGAGAGACAUAAGGCUUGCCAUGUCAAUAUUCAACAGAGCUGUGGCACUUGCCAAAGAGCAUGGACUGACAGGGGAUGCGAACACGAGAGAGGAGGAAGUCACGUAUGGUAAUUUUUCGAAAGAAUUCAAAAAAACGCUGUCGAGGUAUGCCCCGAGCUUGGUUUCCUCUGUCAGUAAUCUCUCGAGGGGGGAAGGGACGGACAAUACCCGAAAUGUUACUGUGGUCAAAGACGAAAAGCUUGAAGCAGACUUUCAAGGUUUACGGCUUGUGUUGAUCGGGGAUGUUCAUGAACUGCCAAUAAUUGACAUGAGCGUCAAACCUUUCACAGUCACGGCAAAGGAUUGGUCUAAUGAUAUUGACUUGAUAUCUUCCAUCGAAACUUACGCAAAUAUUUUCAACUACUCAAGGUCUAGUUGGGAACCCCUUUUGGAAACCGUACCUUUAUCUUUCCACCUUUCUAAAGGAGUUGAAGGAGACGCGGCUUUCUAUUUUGACAUUAUUUCAAGAAAAUUGGCCGAAGUGUCACUUUCCUCCCGCACUAUUGCCCUCUUGUCCCAGAUCCCCAACUCGCUUUACCAAAAGGUGGACACUGAAGCUAGAGGGGCCACUAAACCUUACAAAAUUUUCAAUGACACUGGUAUGACUCUAGCGGUUUGGAUUCCAUCGAAAGGAUCUAAAGCUCAAGAUAGUAAAACUGUUCUUGAAAAUGGGGUGACGACACCUUGGGAGUUCGAGGACUGGAGAAACGUCAGAGAGAAUCUAGAUACCGACGACUCCAUGAAUAUUCUAGGAGUGGAAAUCGAAGGUCAGCUGUUUCAGACAUCUCUGAAAAUAGAUGCAACUUCGGAAGGGGAGGACGUUUAUACCUUGCACCCAGCCGUAAAUGGUGUCCAUGCGAGAUUAGCUUGUGAGCUAAAGCUAUGCGAGGAUAAUAUUAAACUUGUCACCCUCAAGUCUACGCUUGUGCUGCAGAAUGCUACUGCUGGUAGCCUUUUUUUCAAAUUGGCUGAAAACGAGAAUAAUGUUAAAGAGGUUCUACCCGGCCAGUCCCGAUCUAUUCCUGCUCAAGAUGCCUACAACGCCCGAGUUUAUUUGAAGCCAGAGGGAGACUACAGUUGGUCAAGUGAGAGCAUUUACUGGAAAAAUCUUCUAUCGAAUCCUUCUUCUAUUUCUUGUGGCUCAAACCACAGGGAUACGCCGUUUUUUUACGAAGUCGAUGCAAAAUUCGACUCAAACGAGCCCUUGGCGAGAAUAUAUCCCCACAUGCACAUGGUAGUCUCAUCCCCUCUAGUACUAGAAAAUUUGCUGCCUUAUCCGAUUGACUACAAAUUGUUUUGGAAGUCAGAACGUGUGAGUAAAUCAAGGGCGAAAAAUGAAACGAAGGUGUGCUCGCUAGAAAUUGGGGAGCGUGUCUUGAUACACAGUGUUACUUUGAGCGAUUAUAUUUUGCUUUCUUUGCGACCUCAAAAUGAAGACGUUUGUAUGUCUGAACAAGCCUUAAUCAAUGCUAAACCCGAGUCAGAAUUGGAACCUGAGAGCAUUGUCAGUCUACGUUACGAAAAUGGGCAAAGAUUGAAUCUCAAACUUAACUAUCAGAAAAUCGAUGGGUCUCGUGCUAAAGUUAUAAGCGUCUACUCUCCAUACCUCAUUUACAAUGGAACGGAUCGCGACCUUCAGAUAGAAGGAGAUAGGCAUAACAAUGCGUAUUCGAAAGUUUUGUUGAAGUCUGACGAUUCGACUCGUUAUACGAAACCCACGAUGUUCUCUUUCGACAAAGAUCGAUCCAACAAAAACCGGGCGCGCAUCAAGUUCAAAGACUCCGAUUGGAGUGUUCAAACUUCAUUGGACGCUAUAGGGCGGUCGGUCGACUUAGCCUUGGAAAUUCCCAAUCGAAACCAAGAGAGCAACGUCGGAAUCACCGUAUCUGAGGGAAGCGGGAAAUACGCCCUCAGUAAAAUCGUUAAGAUAUUGCCCCGAUACAUCAUUCGCAACAGCUUAAAUGUCGACUUGGAAGUAAGCGAAUAUGGAUCAACUUCUGUGAUGAAAGCAUGUUCGAACGUGUCUUUUCCUCUUUACAAAAUGAGAAAUAUCAUUGACAAGCACAUGUGCAUAAAAUUCGUUGGUUCACAGUCGCAAUGGUCUUCUCCGUUCAUGAUAAAAGAUAUUGGAUCUAGCUACGUGAAAGUUCUCAAGAACGGAUCUGGACACCAGUUGUUGAAGCUGGACAUAGUUCUCGAAGACUCGACAAUAUUCAUUAAUAUCGCAGAUGCUCAAGGUCAAUGGCCGUACUCGAUAAGGAACUUCAGUGACCACGAAUUUAUCUUCUACCAGCGUGACCCGCACGCUUUUGAUAAUGAGGAAGACUAUGACUUGUACGAUGAUCUAGGAGACAUGCAGUAUGAACCACUUUAUUACAGAGUGCCACCGCGAAGUGCCAUGCCUUACGCGUGGGACUACCCUGCAGCCCGACAGAGAAAGCUAAUUUUGACUUGCAGACAGCGCAAACGCGAGAUACAGCUUGCAGAAAUAGGCAAUUUGCGUCCCAUGAGGCUAUCUCCCCGAACGUCACGAGAAUCGAUUGAUAUUGUUGACUUAAACGUGGUUGCAGAUGGUCCAACUCAGGCGCUAGUCAUCACAAACUAUAACCCGGAGUUCAGUCUUUAUAAGCUAAGGUCAGGACAAGCGACCUCCACAUCUUUGUCCUCUGACAAGGGUGACCGCUUUGAGGCUAAGGAAGAAGACAAAAACAUUUUUACCAAGGUCAUCGUAUCGCUGGAAGGUGUGGGCAUAUCGCUCAUAAAUACCCGGCUGCAAGAACUGUGUUAUAUCACAUUAAGCGGUCUAGAACUGAGGUACAAUGAAUCAGAUUUAUAUCAAACCUUGAGUCUGAAGCUUAAGUGGAUGCAAAUUGACAAUCAACUCUUUGGCGGUAUAUUCCCCAACAUUCUCUAUCCUACGGCGAUUCAAAAGAAUCUCAAGGAACUUAACAAUCAUCCUGUUCUGUCCGGGUCUAUAUCGAAAGUGAAAGAUGACACACAUGGUGUCCUGUAUCUGAAGCAUGCCACCCUUUUACUACAAGAGCUAACGAUACAGCUGGAUGAGGAUUUUCUCUUUGCACUCAUAGAUUUUGCCAAAUUUCCCGGAGCAUCAUGGAUCAUUGACGUCAAGGAUGGGGUGGAUACCGAGUAUACUAUGCUUCCUUAUCCAAAUGAGCUACAAGAGAACCACGACAUUUAUUUCGAGGUGUUCCAUUUACAACCUACAAUGCUUCAUUUGUCUUUUGUUCGCACAGAACAUCUGAAUGUUGAUACCGAGCGUGUUUCUCCUCAGAACACACUAAUGUUUUUGGCGAAUGUAUUGACGAUGGCGUUAGGGAACGUAAAUGAUGCACCCAUCAAGUUGAAUUCGCUUUUCAUGGACAAUGUUAAAGUUCCUUUGUCUAUGCUGUUCAAUGCUGUUCAAACUCACUACAGUCAACAGUUUUUCUACCAGAUUCACAAAAUUUUAGGAUCAGCGGACGUUCUUGGUAACCCCGUUGGUCUCUUCAACAAUAUCAGCUCAGGCGUUUGGGACAUAUUUUAUGAGCCCUACCAAGGCUAUAUGCUCAACGACAGACCUCAAGAACUUGGGAUCAGUAUUGCAAAGGGUGGAUUGAGCUUUGUUAAGAAAUCUGUCUUCGGGCUGUCCGAUAGUUUCGCGCGAUUCACGGGCUCUGUUGCCAAAGGACUUUCUGUUGCAACACAAGAUACCGAGUUUCAAGAGCGCCGUAGACUGGAGCAAAGAAAAGCCAGAAAUAGUAAAAGUAUGAACGGAAUAGGCUCUGGUGCAACCUCCUUUGUCAAUGGUGUUAGUAGCGGCUUGAGAGGAAUUGCGUUCGAUCCAUAUAAAGGCGCCUCUAAAAAUGGAAUGCCAGGGUUCUUGAAGGGUUUGGGCAAAGGCUUCAUAGGUCUUCCAACAAAAACAGCGAUCGGAGUUUUAGACCUGGCUAGUAACGUCAGUGAGGGGAUCAGAAACACCACUACUGUUAUGGAUGCAUCGCUGACCAACCGUGUUCGUCUUCCUCUAUACGUGGGAUUCGACAAAACUAUCAGGCCAUAUAGUUUGCGAGAGUCGCAAGGCCAGUUCUGGCUAAAAAGUGCCAACGGCGGCGAGUGUAUUUCAGACAAAUACCUGGCGCACGUUGUUCUUCCAGGUAAACAGUUGGCAGUCAUUGUAUCGUUGUCACACGUGGUUGAGGUUCGGUUGUCAAACUUGGAAAUAAUGUGGAAAGUGCGCUACAGAGAUGUCCGGUCCAUGACAUUGGAAAGGGCUGGCUUGGUAAUUACGCUCAAAAGUGCGUCUACCGAACUGUUUGUUCCAAUUUCCGACCCUGAGGAAAAAAGAUUCUUGUACAAGAACAUCUCGAUCGCGGUUAAUGAGUACAACAAAUAUUGUCAGGCGGAACUUUGA